Messenger RNA from Rhinolophus ferrumequinum (greater horseshoe bat), 1009 nucleotides. RefSeq names its product translocase of outer mitochondrial membrane 20 (gene TOMM20). Gene Ontology annotation, cellular component: mitochondrial outer membrane translocase complex; mitochondrial outer membrane. The coding region runs from base 128 to 565 and encodes 145 amino acids. Lineage: Eukaryota; Metazoa; Chordata; Mammalia; Chiroptera; Rhinolophidae. The record is from RefSeq and is a predicted model, not a curated record. The transcript is spliced from 5 exons. Gene Ontology annotation, biological process: tRNA import into mitochondrion; protein import into mitochondrial matrix; protein targeting. Gene Ontology annotation, molecular function: transmembrane protein transporter activity.
GAAGUGGCGUGCUCGGCCUUUCCGGUUCCCUCACAGCGGGCGUUCGUCUGAGCGGCGGUGUCCGCUGUGAGGCUUCGUCGCCAACGGCUUCUCUCGGCCCGUAGCCCUGCCCCGCGGUUGAGAGAAGAUGGUGGGCAGGAAUAGCGCCAUCGCCGCUGGUGUGUGCGGGGCCCUCUUCAUCGGGUACUGCAUUUACUUCGACCGCAAGAGACGAAGUGACCCCAACUUCAAGAACAGACUGCGAGAACGAAGAAAGAAACAAAAGCUUGCCAAGGAGAGAGCUGGACUUUCCAAGUUGCCUGACCUUAAAGAUGCUGAAGCUGUUCAGAAAUUCUUCCUUGAAGAAAUACAGCUUGGUGAAGAGUUACUAGCCCAAGGUGAAUAUGAGAAGGGUGUAGACCAUCUGACAAAUGCAAUUGCUGUGUGUGGACAGCCACAGCAGUUACUGCAGGUGUUACAGCAAACUCUUCCACCACCAGUGUUCCAGAUGCUUCUGACUAAGCUUCCAACAAUUAGUCAGAGAAUUGUAAGUGCUCAGAGCUUGGCUGAAGAUGAUGUGGAAUGAGAAACAAAUGUCAACAUAAUAAUCUCAAUUAAAAAUAUUUUUAAAUCUUAACUCGGAAGAUGAACAGCUCUGGGGGAAUAAGGGCAAAUAUGCUUGCCAUGGACUGUCCUACACUGAAAUCUACCAAAGUUGAUUUUUACUUUGUGUAGAUCCAUUUGUCUGUUUUAUUUAUUUUUUCCCAGUGAAGAGUGUAUUUUGAUAGAGAGCUUUUCAUUUUAUAAAUACACUAUGAGUUACCGAAAUAUCAUGGAUUUUGUUUAUUUCUAAAAUGUACAUAUAAUAUCAUAUUACUUACAUCAAAAAUACCCACUGCUCAGUUUUGAAAGGCAAAAGAAGUGUAGGGGAAAGCUGCAGAAUGGAUGGGUUUUAAGCUAGGACAUUUUGCUAUACACCGGAAAAUUGGAUGAAAACAUGAUUGUGUUUAUCAAAACUGAGUAUCUUUGA